Messenger RNA from Lampris incognitus (smalleye Pacific opah), 3936 nucleotides. RefSeq names its product cache domain containing 1 (gene cachd1). Gene Ontology annotation, cellular component: voltage-gated calcium channel complex. Gene Ontology annotation, molecular function: voltage-gated calcium channel activity. The record is from RefSeq and is a predicted model, not a curated record. Lineage: Eukaryota; Metazoa; Chordata; Actinopteri; Lampriformes; Lampridae.
AUGGCAAGACGGGUGGGAGAGAGAUUCGGGGUUUUAAUACUUAAUAGACGCGCGUUUAACUGGAAUAAGCGCCGCGGGCUUGACGGGGACUCUCCGGCCGCGCUGUGGGGCUUUAUCGCGGUCUUUGCCGUGCUUUGUUGUGGAUAUUGUGCAGCCGAGACGGAGUUUUCUAUUCUGGAGGAAGCGCAAGUUUUAGCCGACCAGAUGAAAAAGCUCUCCUCGCACGAGCUCGGCGUGUUUACUAUGCAGAGGAUUUUCAACUCGUUCGUGUACACCGAGAAGACUUCAAACGGCGAGACGGAGGUGCAGCAGCUCGCCAAGAAGAUUCGUGAGAAGUUUAACCGAUACCUGGAUGUGGUGAACAGAAACAAACAGGUGGUGGAGGCCUCGUACACCGCCCACCUCACCUCGCCACUCACGGCCAUACAGGACUGCUGCUCCAUACCGGCCUCUAUGAUGGAGUUUGAUGGCAACUUCAACGCCAAUGUCUCAAAGACCAUUUGCUGUGAUAAACUGUCCCCGACCGUCAACAGCCGGGCUUUUAACCCUGGGCGGGACCUCAACUCAGUGUUGGCGGACAACCUGAAGUCUAACCCGGGGAUAAAGUGGCAGUACUUCAGCUCAGAGGAGGGCAUCUUCACCGUCUUUCCUGCCCACAAGUUCCACUGUAAGGGAAGUUACGAGCACCGCAGCAGACCUGUGUAUGUCUCUGCGGUGUGCCCCCAGUCGAAACACAUUGUGGUGAUGGUGGACCACGGUGCGUCAGUGACCGACACCCAACUGCAGAUUGCCAGGGAUUCAGCACUGGUCAUCGUCAAUGCCAUCGAUGAACACGAUAAGAUCUCCAUCCUCUCGGUAGCCGAAUCAGUUCGCUCCUGUUCGCUGGACCAGUGUUACAGGAGCCUGCUGUCUCCGGCCACCAGCGAAACCAAAAGGAAGAUGAGCACCUUCAUCUCCAACAUCAAGGCCUCGGAUGGCGCCACGCAGCACGCGGCAGGCUUCCAGAGGGCCUUUCAGCUGCUCCGAAACACAAGCAGCCUCAACAAGCACACAGCCACCACAGACAUGGUAAUUAUCUAUCUGUCAUCUGGCAUCACAUCUCGGGAGUCGUCGGAGCAGGAGAAGAGAGCGACACUCAGUGUGGUCAGAGAGGAGAACAGACACCUCAACAACUCCGUAAUGAUCCUCACCUACGCCCUCAUGAACGAGGGAGUAACAGGGCUUAAGGAGCUGGCCUUCCUGCGGGACCUUGCGGAGCAGAACUCUGUUAAGUAUGGUGUUGACCGCUCUGCUGACCGGGACCGCUCCGCUGCAGCACAAGCCGGGGCAGCGAGUGCGGGCAUGUUGCCAGUGGUGAAAGGCGGUAUGAUGGUACUGAACCAGCUAAGCAACCUGGAGACUACAGCGGGCCGCUUCUACAUUAACCUGCCAAACCGCAUGAUCGACCUGGCCCGUUUCAGCCUGCCCUACGCCGACCCUAUGGGAGACGGUUUCAUCAUGACUGUGAGCCGGCCAUGUUACUUUGGUAACCUCCUGUUGGGCGUGGUGGGGGUAGAUGUGAACCUGGCCUACAUCCUGGAGGACGUCACAUACUACCAAGACUCUAUGGCCUCUUAUACUUUCCUCAUCGAUAACAAAGGUUACACCCUGAUGCACCCAUCGUUGACACGGCCUUAUUUGAUGACAGAUCCUCCUCUGCACACAGACAUCAUCCACUAUGAGAACAUCCCAGGAUUCCCUGCAGUUAGGCAGAACAUUCUCAGUCUCCCUCUGGGCAGCCAAGUCAUCACUGUGCCAGUCAAUUCUUCUCUGUCCUGGCACACCAACCGACUCAGAGACCCCAACAAAGACGCAUACAAUGUCAGCUAUGCUUGGAAACUGGUGCAGGACACGUCGUUCAUCUUGUGCAUCGUGUACGUGCAGCCUGAGAUCCCAGUGAAGCAGCUGAAGAACCUGAACACUGCUCCCAGCUCCAAGUUACUCUACCACCGCUUGGACCUGCUGGGCCAGCCCAGCUCCUGUCUGCACUUUAAGCAGCUCGCCACUGUCGAGUCUCCCACAGUGAUGUUGGCAGCAGGUAGUUUCUCCUCUCCAUACGAACACCUCAGUCAGCCAGAGACAAAGCGGAUGGUGGAGCACUACACGGCCUACCUAAGUGACAACACCAGGCUCAUAGCCAACCCUGGCCUCAAGUCCUCUGUCAGGAAUGAGGUUAUGGCGACCAGUCACGUCACGGAUGAGUGGAUGACACUAAUGGAAAUGAGUAGCCUCAACUGCUACAUUGUGCGGCGUUACAUAGCAACACCCAAUGGGGUGCUCCGGAUUUACCCGGGCUCAUUGAUGGACAAAGCAUUCGACCCGACCCGCAGACAAUGGUACCAGCAUGCGGUUGCUAACCCUGGCCUCAUCACCUUUACUGGGCCCUACCUGGAUGUGGGAGGGGCGGGCUACGUGGUCACUAUCAGUCACACCAUCCAUGCCUCCAGCUCCCAGAUGGCCUCUGGUUAUGCUGUAGCAGUGAUGGGUAUAGACUUCACUCUGCGCUACUUCUACAAGGUGUUGCUGGACCUGCUGCCUAUAUGCAACCAAGACAGAGGCAAUAAGAUCAGGUGCUUCAUAAUGGAGGACAGAGGGUACCUGGUGGCUCACCCCACACUUAUUGACCCCAAAGGUCAUGCCCCUGCAGAGCAACAACACAUCACCCACAAGGAGCCACUGGUGGCCAAUGACAUCCUGAACCAUCCCAACUUUGUCAAAAAGAACCUGUGCAACAGCUUCAGCGACCGCACGGUGCAGCGCUUCUACAAGUUUAAUACCAGCAUAGUGGGUGACCUGACCAACCUGGUGCAUGGCAGCCACUGUUCAAAGUACCGUCUCACCCGUAUCCCCGGUACCAACGCAUUUGCCGGCAUUGUCAACGAGACCUGUGACUCUCUGGCCUUCUGUGCCUGCAGCACCGUAGACCGACUCUGUCUCAACUGCCACAGAAUGGAGCAGAAUGAGUGCGAGUGCCCGUGUGAGUGCCCCCUAGAGGUCAACGAGUGUACUGGCAACCUCACCAAUGCCGAGAACAGGAACCCAAGCUGUGAGGUGCAUCAGGAGCCAGUCAGUCUGAACGUUAUUGAUCCAGGUCUUCAUGACAGUCUGCCUCAGUGUAUCAACACCCGCUGUAGCCAAAGAUACACCAGCAGCGACUGUUUUGGGGUGUUGGACUGUGAGUGGUGCAUGGUGGACAGUGAUGGUAAGACCCAUCUUGAUAAGCCAUACUGUGCCCUGCAGAAAGAGUGUUUUGGGGGCAUUGUUGGGGCCAAGAGCCCCUACGUGGACAGCAUGGGGCUCCUGGAUGAGGAGGUGGCAUCCCUGAACAUGAUUAAAAGUGCCCCAGUGGGUCCAGUUGCAGGGGGUAUUAUGGGCUGUAUCAUGGUGCUGGUUCUGGCCGUGUAUGCCUACAGACACCAGAUUCAUAGGCGCUCGCAUCAGCACAUGUCACCGCUGGCUGCUCAAGAAAUGUCAGUGAGAAUGUCCAAUCUGGACAAUGAAAGAGAUGAGCGAGAUGAAGACAGCCACGAGGACAGGGGGAUCAUCAGCAACACUCGGUUUAUCGCUGCGGUGAUCGAGAGGCACACCCACAGCCCCGAACGUAGGAGGAGGUACUGGGGGCGAUCUGGGACAGAAAGCGACCAUGGCUACAGCACCAUGAGCCCGCAGGAGGACAGCGAGAACCCGCCCGGCAACAACGACCCUCUCUCCGCCGGCGUCGACGUCGGGAACCACGACGACGACCUGGACCUGGACACGCCACCGCAGACGGCCGCGCUACUCAGCCACAAGUUCCACCCCUACCGUCACACCCACACACACCACCACCCGCUGCACACACACACGCACCACCUACAGGCCGCAGUCACGGUGCACAGCGUGGACGCGGAGUGCUGA